UUUCAGAUAAAAAAGAGGAGAGACAAAAAAGCCGUUGCCUGCCAUAGACAGACGGACGCAAAAUUUCAUUUUUCUUUCGUUUUUUAAAUGAAUAAAUUCUGAAUUUUACAUUCUCUCUUGAUAUAACAAAGAGAAUUUUUUCGUAUAUUUAUUUCAAUUUUGGAGAUAUUUUCCUGGAACAAAGAAAACGAAGGAAUCAAGAAGCAAUACUGGUCGGCUGACCAAUCAUUCCUUCCGAACACAAUCUAACUCAUUCGAAUAGCCUAGUCUCCCAGGAUGUGGGUACACGGCGACAAUCGCUCAAAAAUGGAAAAGCUCGAACGAUGAUGGGAGAGGAAAUACUAACGGAACGAAAUCAACUGUCGAGACAGGAUGCAUCUUGCUUCAGAAGUCCCCGCAGUCCACUUGGACGAACUGACGACGCAUUCUUCGAGUUGGACGAUGAUGAUGAUCUGUCCAGUCCAAGUGUACCUGGAUCCCCAGUUGAUCCACCCUCAAUAUCAGUACCUCUACCUCCGAAAUCAGCACCUCCUUGUCCUACUCAGCCAGCGCCUUUGACAAAUGGCGAUCUGUACCCUACUAUAUUAUCGAAUGGAACUCCGAUACCAAAUGGGCGAAUUACGCCAGCACUGUCUACAGUAUCAGUUAGCUUGAUUCAUGAAGCCCGUCUCCAACAAAGUCUCUCAACACCAUGUAACGGUUCAGAAGAAGAAAUGCAUAAUGGCCAAGUGAGGAAAGAAUCCGAGUAUCGCAGGUUUAAAUCAGAAGGAUCGACUGCCGGUGCAAGCCUACCCGCGGCCGAAAAAACGCAUAUGGACGAACUUUCCCCCGUAGAUCAGAGAUCUACGUCAGGGACGGCACGGUUUUUAAUUCAACAGGACUCUGUUGUGAAUCCGAGCACGAAAAUGUCGAAUACGGAACAGGUGGCAAUGAUGCACACGUUGAAGACGAAAUUGUCAAAGUAUCAGGCUAUGAUGGAUAAGGCUUUUGAGGAAAUUGCAAAAGUUGAGGAUGCUAAUAUUAUUGAGGGCUGCACAAUAGUUCGAAAAUUGAUGCGAAAAGUGUGGAACACGCCAAAAGUGUCAGCUGAUCUUGCGAAUGCACUAUGCGAUUAUCUUCGUGAUCGAGACUAUUUUGAUAAGCUUAUCAAAAUGUUCAUAAGCCCGAACACUGCCGCAUGUGAUCAAGUGAGAAUGGAAUGUGGAAAAGUGUUGGAAGAGUGUACGAGCAGUGCAAAUCUCGAGUAUAUCGUUAAUAAGUCUUACACCAAGAAAAUCAUGAUCGUCGCCAUGAAGUUGAAUAAGACCCCAGAUCAACAGAGGUUAAGCCUGAGUUUAAUUGGAAAUCUGUUCAAGCACAGUAACGCUGUUUCAUUGAGCCUAAUCGAGACUGACGUGAUUGACCAUAUCAUCCUGACAUUCAAGCGAGCUCCCGAAUGUCCCGACAUCCUUCGACACGCUGCUCUUGCGUUGGCCAACAUCCUACUUUAUACUUGUUUCGAAGGAAAAAAGAAGAUCAUACAAAAGAAGAUUCCCGAAUGGUUAUUUUUUCUUGCAAGUCAAGCUGAUGACGUCACGAGAUACUAUGCAUGUAUCGCGGUGUGCACAAUCGUCAGUGUCAAAGAGUUUGAGCCACUGGUCAGAAAAUCGGAUACGAUGAAGCUGGUGGAGCCAUUCUUGCAAGUUCACGAUCCGGCGACAUUUGCCAGGGAUUAUCAUAAAUAUGCACAAGGGAAUACGAAAGAAUGGCUCGAAAGACUGCUCCCAAUGCUUCAACCAUCUCGAAGACGGGAAGCUCGAAGUGUCGCCGCAUUUCAUUUCACACUUGAAGCAACUAUUAAGAAGGAGCAGAACAAGUUGGACGUUUUUCAGGAAAUCGGUGCAAUCCAAGCAUUAAAAGAAGUGGCCUCCUCUCCAGACGAGGUCGCUGCCAAGUUCGCCUCCGAAGCACUCACGGUUAUCGGCGAAGAGGUUCCCUAUAAACUCGCUCAACAAGUACCUGGCUGGACAUGCGCAGAUGUUCAAUAUUGGGUGAAGAAGAUUGGUUUUGAGGAGUACGUUGAGAAGUUCGCUAAACAAAUGGUCGAUGGAGAUCUUUUACUUCAAUUAACUGAGAAUGAUCUGAAGCAUGAUGUUGGAAUGAUCUCUGGACUUCAUCGAAAACGAUUCUUAAGAGAGCUUCAAACAUUAAAAGUUGCUGCUGAUUACUCAUCGGUUGACGAGUCGAAUUUGGACAACUUCUUGAUGGGAUUAAGUCCAGAACUUUCUGUUUACACCUACCAAAUGCUCACAAAUGGAGUCAACCGGUCUCUUCUCUCCUCACUCACCGACGAAAUGAUGCAAAACGCUUGUGGAAUCACGAACCCGAUUCAUCGACUCAAGUUGACACAAGCAUUUGAAACCGCAAAACAUCCGGAUGACGUGGAAGUUGCAAUGCUCUCCAAGCAAAUUGAUGUCUUCAUUUCAUACAGAAGAAGUACAGGAAACCAACUCGCAAGUCUCAUUAAAGUACUCCUCCAACUCCGCGGAUACAGAGUGUUCAUUGAUGUCGAUAAGUUGUAUGCUGGAAAAUUCGACAGCUCAUUGCUCAAGAACAUUCAAGCCGCCAAACAUUUCAUCCUUGUUCUCACACCAAACAGUUUGGAUAGACUUUUAAAUGAUGAUAACUGUGAGGAUUGGGUGCACAAAGAGCUGAAAUGUGCAUUUGAACACCAGAAGAACAUUAUUCCAAUCUUUGAUACUGCAUUCGAAUUCCCAACAAAAGAAGAUCAAAUUCCGAAUGAUAUUCGAAUGAUUACAAAGUAUAAUGGUGUUAAAUGGGUUCACGACUAUCAGGAUGCAUGUAUGGCAAAAGUUGUACGUUUUAUUACUGGAGAGUUGAACAGAACGACACCGACCACCAAAGAAAUGCCUUCUAUCUCCCGAAAAACUACCCAACAACGGUGGCAGACCACAAAUACAGUAAGCCGUACUGGGCCAUCCAGAAGCAUCGGUGGACCAAGAAUGGAACCUCCUACGCCAACGUUCUUUUCAGUUACACCAACUGGAUCACAAGAACGUGCAACAUCGACGAGAAGGAAAAUUCAGCCUUCUGCAUCCACAACUUCCGAUCGGAAUUAAGUCUCUUCUUUAAUCAAUACAUCAAGUGCCGGUUCAUUUUAUCCAUUUUCCAACAAAAAACCAAUUUUCUUCAACCAUCCCAAUAUCAAAUAUCAAACUCCCAAUGUCUUUCAAUCAUCCCACACGAAAGUUUUAAUGUAUUUGACCCUCAUUUUAAAUCAGUCAAAACCUCAAAAAAAGUGUUCCACAAAAAACUGGAAAUUCAAAGCGUAGAAUCUAUGAUUUCAACUGUCUCUCUCUCUUCCUCAUUUACCCAAUGCCCUGCCGUUUUCUGCAAAUAAUAAUAAUAAUUGUAAUAAUCUCUAUAAAUUAUGUGAUUGAUGUCUUUAUGAAACCAAAAAGAAAACUCUGAAACUUCACUUUCUUAUAAUCUUUCUGUUUAUAUAUUCCGAUCUCCAUCUGUUUCAUUCGUUUCACUUUUUCUGUUUUAUUUCCUGCAACGUGUAAUAGUCGAUCAACCCCCAACUCAGGAACCCAUCAAAUUCGAACCCUUUAACUCCCUCUUUAAAUUGAACUUUUUAUCUUAACAAUUACCGGGUCUAACACCCUUCCAGAUUUCUAAUGUUAUACCUAAUGAAUGUUUCGGAUUAUUA
This is a messenger RNA of Caenorhabditis elegans, 3712 nucleotides long. It is a transcript of the gene tir-1, whose product is annotated as NAD(+) hydrolase tir-1. Lineage: Eukaryota; Metazoa; Nematoda; Chromadorea; Rhabditida; Rhabditidae. Bases 327 to 3119 code for a protein of 930 amino acids. The record is from RefSeq and is marked reviewed. Gene Ontology annotation, biological process: NAD+ catabolic process; negative regulation of MyD88-independent toll-like receptor signaling pathway; signal transduction. Gene Ontology annotation, molecular function: signaling adaptor activity; hydrolase activity, hydrolyzing N-glycosyl compounds; NAD+ nucleosidase activity, cyclic ADP-ribose generating. Gene Ontology annotation, cellular component: cytoplasm. The transcript has 12 exons.